Molecule: messenger RNA, 771 nt
Organism: Acanthaster planci (crown-of-thorns starfish)
Lineage: Eukaryota; Metazoa; Echinodermata; Asteroidea; Valvatida; Acanthasteridae
Product: centrosomal protein of 290 kDa-like
Source: RefSeq, a predicted model, not a curated record
GCCACAUGACCUUCCUCAAGUUCCCGAAAGACUCCAAAAUGGGCCACUCUGUAGGAACCCAAGACUGUUUUCAUCAGAUUUUUUUCCAGAGGGCUUCAAAUCUCAUCAAGUUGAAGGCAUAGUGGCUGCUUUAUUUGGUCUCUCAUGGAUUUUGAAAGAUUUGUGGAGGUUACUGUCGAUGCACAACAAGCUAAUGAAACGCUACGAGAAAGAGUUGAAGACCAACACUACACACACAGAGACUAUUGCAGCGUUAAACCUUAGAAUUCAAGACUUGGAAAAUCAGCUGCAUCGCUCCAGAGAGCAAGUUCAUCGUUUGGAGAAGUUACUGACCCCUAAUGGUCGCAGGAGGCGGGCUGGGAGCCGCUCACAUAGUGCCUCACCUUUCACAAAUUCCCAAGAGUUCCAACGUUUGAAGAAAGAAAGAGACCAGCUGGCUAAGGACAAGAAGAGACUCAAGAAGGAGUUACAGGGGCUGGAUGAGGGCUUCUUUGAUGAAAUUGAGGACCUGAAAUACGCCCUGCAGCAGUCGGCCAAGCUGAACAAGGAAUACGAGAAGGCACUCCGACGAACUUGCAAACAGUUUGGUGUUCCGUACCCAAUGAGCAGUGAUGACGUCAGAGUGGCAUCUCCACACACAAGAGCCAGGCCGAGAUGACAAUCCUGAUUCUAGAUUGGAUUUUAGGUAGACAGAGGGUUGACUCGGACUGUGUCUGCUCACAGUAUGGUGCUAUUUAAGGACAAGGAAUAGCUCCUUGGCUAUGCUGCCUG